This is a messenger RNA of Brienomyrus brachyistius, 3774 nucleotides long. It is a transcript of the gene ddias, whose product is annotated as DNA damage-induced apoptosis suppressor. The record is from RefSeq and is a predicted model, not a curated record. NCBI's taxonomy places the organism in Eukaryota, Metazoa, Chordata, Actinopteri, Osteoglossiformes, Mormyridae. The transcript has 4 exons. Bases 160 to 2472 code for a protein of 770 amino acids. Gene Ontology annotation, biological process: negative regulation of intrinsic apoptotic signaling pathway in response to DNA damage. Gene Ontology annotation, cellular component: cytoplasm; nucleus.
CCCGGAAGCAGUUUUUAUUUUUAGUUGUAAAAAGUUGUGUUAUUCGUUUGAGACAACUAGAUUUUAGUUAUUAAAAUAAGCGCAAACAUCGGGCUGUAUAUUUAUUCAGAUGACCCUGUUUUUUCUUUUAUUUCCCAGUAUUAAAUUUUUUUGGUUAUAAUGACUUUUUUUAAAUUGACUUUUCUAAAAUGCUAUGUUUUGUCACUUCAAGAUUCAUGUGUUUCGUACCCAUGUUGUCAAAACUGUUCAUCCAAGUUACACCGAAACCAGACAGAGCAAAGAUACAGAUGCCAAAAAUGUGGAUUCGCAUGUGAGAUCGAAAAUGUCAGUCACAGAUAUAAGUUAUCGCUUAAAGUUGCAAGAGACUGUGACAUAUUUGGAUUGACUCUUUUUGGUAGCUGUUUAAAUCCUCACUUUGGUGCUUCUGCAGAUUGUCUGCAAAGACUGUUGGAGGAAUCAAAGGCAGAAUGUUCACAAACUGAUGUGCAACAAUUACUUACCAAGGCAGUGGAUGACUGUUUUGUGGGAAGGUGCUUUUUAUUUGGCAUAAAGAUGCCUGACUUUGACGUAGAUGGAUCCACUUCUACAAGUAAUAGCUUUUCUUCCUCACUGAAAAGAAUAAAGAUCUCAGGAAGCUUCAUUGCCAGCCGAAUGAUUUUGCCAAAUUCAGCUGUUAUCAGCUGCUCUGUUGUAACCUAUUUUAAGAAACUUUUUCAGGCAGCUCAGCUUUCAGAAUUCAGUGUCUCACAGCAACCUAGGAAAUUAUUAGAUACCCAACAUCAUAAUAGUACAAUACUUAAUAGCUGUGAAUGUACUUUGGCCUCACAUGGAGGAUCACACUCACAGCGCACCAGUGGAACCCACAAUGACCCAGGAUAUUUCCAGCAGUCACUUGGAAUAAUAACAUUUUUAACAGAACUUUCUUACUCUGAGCCAGAUGGAAGUGCUGUGGUUGAUUCAUCUAAACAAAUAACAGAAGAGCGAUCUAGGACUGAGAUGCCUAAUCCAUUGUGCUCUUGCUUCUGUUCCUUAGACACGCAGGGGAAAUGUACACAUAAAGAGACAUUAUGCAACUGUAACUUUGCAGUUUUGGAAGGGGAUGGUAAUGCAUCAGUUGUUUUAUGGGAGGAUAAAUCUUUCUCAGAUGUCUCGGGUGAAUUUAUUCUUAAAGCAGGCAGGAGUUCAGAAGCAUUGACUGAAAACAAUGUCUGUACUUUAGACAAGGAAGAUGCUAAGCUAACGAGCGUAAUUCAUAUUUGUGAAUCGCGUGUGCCAGUAGUGUCUCACAAUGGAAAUCCUUCAGAUUACUCAUGUAAUUCGAAAUGUGAUGUUUUGUCCAACAGUGAAGAGAAUACAAGCAAGGAGACUAUUGACAAAAUUCAGUCACUAAUUCCGCAUUCAUCACUAACCCAACAGAGAAAUGAGAAUGAGUUGGCAAGCAUGAUAUUAAGAGAGCCUAAACCGAAUGCUCUGACAGAGAACAGUAUUUCACAUCUCAGUUACUGGGAUACAUUUCAGAGUGAAUGUAUAAGUAAUGUUAAAGAUUACAGUGACGAGUCCACUAAUAUGGAUGACGGAGCAAAAAGACAGACCAAAUAUUUUACUAGUAAUUGCUCAACUCAAAAAGAACCGGACGGCAACAAUGUUACUAUAAAGGACUGGAAAUGCAAAACGGAAGCGAUUCCACAAAGAAGCAUCUCUUGGCUUGAAGACGUUCCUAAUUUCUCACUUGACCUGUUUAAUGGCUAUGAAGAGAGCCACGUUCAUGGAGAGGAAAAAAGCAAAGGGCUAAGCUACAGGAAUUGCUUAUUUGUGAAACAGAACUGUAAUGGAACUUUAUGGGCAAAUCCAAUGAAAACGAAACACGACUGCAGUUCGAAUGUAUCUGAGCCAGACUUAUCAGACUCACUUGAAUUUGUUCCUUUUUGUCAGUCAACUCCUAUUUCAAAGAAUCCUCAAUCUCCAAAGACAAUUCAGUAUAAGAACAAAAACCAAGUGCAAAGAGACCAUCUAUUGACCAAAUUCCACCUGAAGAGACAUUAUGAUGAUCGUAAAACACAGGACGCAGAUAAACGUCUAAGGUCACCGAAAAGUGACUCUCAGAAUCUCCUUCCCCCCUCCAUGCACAAGAUUCCACUUUUGUCUGUACAUGAAAGGUUAAUGGGAGGCAUGAAAUGUGCAUGUAGCCAUGAGAAGGGCUACACAAGAGUGCAUCUCAGAGAUCUGGAUGGGAAUUAUCAAAGAAAAUCAGACCCUGCUCACGAAAAGAUGAAUAAGACUGAAGCAAAAUCAAACCACUCGCAUUCUCUCUCAAGGUCAGAGAAGUGGGACUGUUCAGAGACGGUGGAUAUGAAAAGAUCCCAUGAAUGCACCGAUUUUAAACGUACUCCAUAUAGUGCUGAUAUUUCCAGCUUCACUGCUGAGAAUAGCAGUAUGUUAUGCAACUGGUCUGUAGACCUUUUUGCUGACUGAUGUAACAUUUUCUUACCCUACGAAACAACACAUUAGGCCGUAAUGGAAUGAUUGUAAGCUAUCAUGUAAAGUAUGUCAUUAUGUGCCUCUUUUGCCAGUAAUAUGCUACGUGAUUUUUGUAAGAACAAAUUUUUACAUAUAUUAUUUUAAAUGGUUCCAAUUCCCUACUAAUUUAUAAUUUUACUAGGUAAUGCACAAGGAUUUUUUUUUUAAAUGUUACAUUUUCCUACUUAUAAAGAAAAAGAUGAUUAUAGAUGAUUUGAAUGUUGAUUGGCUGAAUAUGUAAAUGAAGCGUUUGAGUUAAUACAUUUUCAGCUGAACUAAGAACAUUUACAUAAUAUUAUUACUCGUAUCAGUGUAUAAACACACUUGACCCAUAGAUUUGUUCUAAAUUUCUAAGCAAUUAGACCAUCUGCUGCACUUGGUGAACUAACGGCAAAAUUGGAGUUUCCUCGGUCCUGCUAGUGUAAGUACUGUCAUUCUUUAUGGAUGCUAUUUUUGCUCUACAUGUAGAGAAAUCUCUUGUGUAUGUACUUAUUAAUUUUUUUAUGUUGAAAGAUAAAGUCCAUCUUCUUUGAUUUAACUGUGGUGUGUGAGUGUCUGAGUGAAAGAAUCCUUUGCAUAUGUAAGUAAAAUAUCUAUAUAUCUUUUACAGGUACAGUACUAGGCUGAGGCUAAUUUGGUGAUUUCCAUCAUGUUUUUGUACCAGAACUACAAUUAUCAAAAUUGUUGCAUUUCCUCUCACGAUAAUUUUACUCCUUUGUUGUGUGCUGUGCAUAACAUAAAAUUUCAACUAUAUUCAGUUGUUAUGCAAAUCCUUAUCCAUUUCACAUUUUGCGGACAUAUUGUAACAGUGAUGAUCUGGGGGUGUUCCACAAAGCAGGAUUUCUUUCUUAGCCGGAGAACAAGGUGGUUUUAAAGUAGCCAGGGCUAAAUGCACUUACAUUUAGCUCAGAGCACCUUAAAUUUGACAAGUUAUCCAGCUAAGCAAGAAGCCCUGCUUAAUCUAACACCCCUGGAACUGGUGAAAUUUUUAGAGAAAUCACAUUAAAAUAGAAGCAGUGUAGUCUAGUGGAAAGUUUCCAUGGAAAUGUUAACAUGGGAAUUUUGGGAUUUUAUAAUGCACUGCAAGCCGGUGGUCAUUUUCUGGAACACAAUUUUGUAGCUAUUUUUGGUUUCUGUUUUUUUUACAGCUUUACAUGUGUAUGUAUUUGAUUCUUACUGGAUGAGGUGAAAGGCCAAGCUAUGAUAAAUCCAUCUUUUUUGUUUUAGUUUUAAAAAUAAAAUUGAACUAAAAUGUAA